UCUGCGUCAGAUUACCACGUGUAAAAUCGGCUGGUUCUGUGAUGUUUGUGAUUUCUAACCUCAUUCUGGAGGAUUUUGAAAGGAUGUGCAUAUAACAAACUAUGUCUGUUUACCACGACGAAAUUGAAAUUGAAGACUUUGAAUAUGAUGAAGAAGAAGAGACUUAUUACUAUCCGUGUCCGUGCGGCGAUAGGUUUCAAAUAACAAAAGACGAACUAAUUGCCGGUGAAGAAGUGGCUACGUGUCCGAGUUGCUCGUUGAUUGUCAAAGUAAUAUAUAACCCCGAGGACUUUACAGCAGAAACCGAAGAGGAGGCAAUAACUUCAGGCUUAAAAUCUUUGGAAAUCACUAAAUAAACAUGGCUGGCCGAGGAAGGGGUGGGGGUGGUCGUGGGAGAGGCCGAGGAGCGAUGUCUUUCAAUGUAGAACAGUUAGGAUUUGGGGCUGGUGAAGCAUUGCCGGGGCCUGUCCUUCAACCUCCACCUUUAUACCCUCCAUUGGAAAGGAGACCUGUUCCGUUGAAGUCUGGUUCAGAAGUUGAGUAUUUGUUAGCCCUGAAGAGAGACUACGUGGAGUUUUUGAAGUACUCUCCUGCUUAUGUUCUCCCUGCUGCCAAAGUCAAAGACAUCGAACGAUAUUCGGAUUACAAAAAUGUUGAAACGCCUAACAAAAACGGCGCUUUAGAUUAUGACUGGAAAAGAUUUCCGAUGGAGUUGCGACCUGUGGCGAGUGCCGUGAAGAAGAAGAGACCACCCCCACCACCUCAGAUAAAAGGCAAAUCCUCAAAGAAAGUGAGGUUUGCAGAAGACGUCAGCACCAAGCUUGAUGAACUGGAAAAACUUGAAGAGCAAGGAGAUGUUGAAGAAAAGAGUGAAGAAAACAAAGAAGAAGAGAAAGAGGAAGGCGAGCAGCAAGAAGGAGAGUUAGAAGAGGAGGAGGACCAGGAUGAAGAAAUGGAUGACGGGACUGAUUAUGUUAACAAUUAUUUUGAUAAUGGUGAAUCUUACUUGGAUGAGGAGGAUGAUAAUUUGGAUGAUGGACCAGUUUACUAAGUUGUGUACAUUUCAACUUAUUUCUGAUAAUGUCGUGUAUAUAUUUAUUUAUGAGUUUUAAAGGAGAAGUAUGUUAAAAAGUGAAGACAUGCAAAUUCAUCUUGUACAAAUAAUUAAAUACCUUUAUUUCUUCAUGAUUAAAUCUAUUCAAAGCCAUCAUGAAAUAAUUUCCUAAUGUAAAUAUGCUAUCCUAUUGUAAACUUAACUACAUGAAAUGUCUCUUAUCAUAUAAAGACAAGACAGAAUUUAGUACUAGCAAAAGCACUUGCAUGAAAGGUUGUAGUAAUAAUCACUGAAACCUAAUAAAAUGUACACCUCGCUGUGGCAGAAUCGUUCACAAGAAUAUUUACUGGCAUGACAAUGUUGUAGGUUACAUGGAGAACUAAACAAUGACUAACUUCAUGCACAGAAUUCAGAGUAAUUGCAUAACAAGAAUAAACUGUACAAAAGAACUAGAUAAUUGUUUACUUCAAAUACUAAGAAAUUCCCAGGAAACAGCAUUUGACUAGAUAUUCUGCAACUUAUAAUUCAGUCACAUUUCUUUGCCUAAGCAAACUAAACCAUUUAUAUUCAAUUCUUUCAGUGUAUUUUAUAGUCAAAAUUCGUGGCGCAAGUACUUGAGAUAGAUAAUUGUUUUAUUCCUGUGUGCAAAACUUGGUGCCACCAUCAAAUUUCAUUUAUUAUUUUUUUUAUCAUUUUCUUUUCCCUAAGUUCUAUAUUAUACACAAGGAUAAGCAUGUAGAAAUGGGAGAUUCUAAAUGUCUUCUAUGUGUGAAGACAUCUAGAUAAACAAACAAAAUUUUUGCCAGAUAAGCACUGUAAUUAGAGAUCACAUUGGCACAACCCUAUGUGACUGGACUUGUGAGACAUUUAGUUACAAACAUGUACUUGAAUACAUAUUGUUGUCUCACAAAAGUCCAAAUAUCAGAAUGAGUAUACUAAUAAUCUGGAAUGAAAUAUGGUGGAUACCAUGGAACACCAUCACAGCUGUUCCCAAAAUCUACAUCAAAUUAACAAUUCAGACUUUCCAAGAUAGUCAAUGAAAAUAAUAAUGAUCCACAGGCAUAAUACUGAAUUACUCAAGUUCUUCCACAAUAGGAAAUUUUUAAAAUAAAUACACACACAAAAUAUAAAGGAAACCACGUAACAAACACAUCAGAACAGACCACUCCAUAUUCACGCACACAAAUAUUAAAAGAGUAAUUAUAUUUGUCCCUAACCUAGAAGCUAGAUCCUGAAUCACUAGCCAAUGAAUUACUCAUUUUUCUUGCACACAAAAUAACAAAUGUAAAAAGGUUUCUUGCAUAAGAACAAAGCCCCUGAAGCUUUGGUGUCAGCACCCUGUAUACAUUCCUUUUCCAAUUUCUUUGCAAGUGAUCACACACAUGAAAACUAAAUUUGUCUAAAGAUAAAAUUGUAUCUCAGUAAAAGCUUAAAUCACUUACUGAAGAAUCAAGACUGACAUUUUAUACUUGCAUACUACACAUUUUGACAUUUUAUGAUCAAGAUGUGUCAUUUUUUUUUUUUUU
Messenger RNA from Gryllus bimaculatus (two-spotted cricket), 2580 nucleotides. Lineage: Eukaryota; Metazoa; Arthropoda; Insecta; Orthoptera; Gryllidae. The record is from the annotation of a GenBank genome assembly.